AUGGGAACAAAGCGAUCAGCUCCUCCGUCGCACCGCGAUGGCUCUGGUGGCUCUGGCCUCAAGAGGAUCAAGGAUGCCCACCAACAGACCAAGCCUCCAACAACUCUAUCCAGUCAAAUACCAAUGCAGUCCAGCAAUCAAGUAAACACACGACUCUCGUCACUGAAAGCCCUCGUUAGAGAUGUCCUAGCAGAUUCCGAGGUCGUGACGAUCAACCCAGGAGUGGUAAAGGCACUGUCGGCACUCAACGACACUCUUCAGCAAUUUCCGGAAGCUUCCUGUUCCUCAACGAGCCGGCCAACCAUCUCUCAGGUUCAUGAUGGUGACCACCCAGAAGGCUCCAUUACAGGCGGGCCCCCAAUGCCAAGUGUACCUGCGAUUCCAGACGAAAAGCUUCGCCAAGCAGUGUUUACACAUUCAGCAUAUAGUGGUGCUCAUGACACAAACUACGAUCGGUUAGAAGUAUUGGGUGAUGCUUAUAUCGAACUCAUUGCCACGAGAUUAGUUUGGGAGAAAUUUCCAGGAAUUCCUGCAGGUCGAAUGUCGCAAAUUCGUGAGACGAUGGUCAAAAACGAAACACUUGCGAGAUUUUCGGAGCUAUACGGAUUCGAUCACAUGGCUCGGGUUCCUGCAGACCACUGGAAUCAACCUAAACGAUGGAUGAAAACGAAGGGUGAUAUUUUUGAAGCGUAUGUGGCUGCGGUGAUACUCUCACAUCCUGAAGGAGAUGGUUAUAGGUUGGUGGAGAAAUGGUUGACAACUCUCUGGAUGCCAAAUCUCGACAAUCUGGGCCAUCAAAAGGCCAGUUUACGCUCGAAGGAAAUUUUGGCUCAGCAAAUCAUGGGCAAACACGUGAAGCUGGAAUACCUCGAGGAGCGACCUUCUGUCCAUAAAAAAGGGACUGGCACGCAAAUCUACUUUAUUGGUGUCUAUCUGACCGGUUGGGGAUGGACCAAGCAACAUCUCGGUUCUGGACAGGGACCGAGUAAAGUAGCAGCGGGUGACGAGGCAGCCCGGAAUGCCUUGUUGAACACUUCCCUGAUUGCGAAGAUCGCUACGGUGAAAAAGAGUCAACAGGCGUUACCUACAGUUGCGCCGAAUGGCUCACUCUGUGGAGACAGUCUCUGA
Messenger RNA from Penicillium oxalicum, 1128 nucleotides. Its product is annotated as ribonuclease III. Bases 1 to 1128 code for a protein of 375 amino acids. Gene Ontology annotation, cellular component: nucleus. Gene Ontology annotation, biological process: primary miRNA processing; rRNA processing; regulation of gene expression. The transcript is spliced from 2 exons. The record is from RefSeq and is a predicted model, not a curated record. NCBI's taxonomy places the organism in Eukaryota, Fungi, Ascomycota, Eurotiomycetes, Eurotiales, Aspergillaceae. Gene Ontology annotation, molecular function: double-stranded RNA binding; ribonuclease III activity.